Molecule: messenger RNA, 2057 nt
Organism: Carassius carassius (crucian carp)
Lineage: Eukaryota; Metazoa; Chordata; Actinopteri; Cypriniformes; Cyprinidae
Product: kelch-like protein 21
Exons: 5
Coding region: 214-2055 (613 amino acids)
Biological process (GO): protein ubiquitination
Molecular function (GO): protein binding
Source: RefSeq, a predicted model, not a curated record
AAGUGUCCAAUGAGGGUCUCUUAUGACGCGGAGUCAUGGCGCUGACAUGAGCGAAGAGAAAACAGACACACUAGCAAAGUUAGUCGUUAAAUAGAACAAUUUAUACCAAUCUGUCAAACUAUCCGAGGCGGAUAGCAACCGAAAUCGUUAAAAGUUGGAUUCGGUGAAUCCAGAGUUCUGACCAGACGUACGCCAAGAGAAAUACCAUAAGCUAUGGAGAAACCAGUUUUACAAACGCAGCUCUCUAUGCUGCCCUUCUUCGAUGCAGCCCACGCGGUCAACUUGCUCCGUGGCAUCCACGAGCUCCGUGCCGAGCGCAAGUUCUUUGAUGUCACGUUGUGCGCUGAAGGCAAAGAGUUCCACUGCCAUCGAACUGUGCUUGCAGCUGCCAGCACCUACUUCCGUGCCAUGUUUGCCGGUACACUGCGAGAGAGCGUCAUGGACCAUGUGGUGCUACACGAAGUAUCAGCUGAACUGUUGGGCCUCCUUGUGGACUUUUGCUACACGGGUCGCGUGACCGUCACACACGACAAUGUGGACCUCCUGCUCAAGACUGCGGACCUCUUCCAGUUCCCAUCUGUCAAAGAAGCGUGCUGUGCAUUCCUGGAGCAGAGACUUGAUGUUUCUAACUGCUUGGAGAUCCAGGACUUCGCAGAGGCUUAUGCAUGUCAUGAACUAGCAGCUAGCGCUCGCCGUUUCGUGCUGAGGAACAUUGUGGAGUUGGCGAAGAGCAUGGACUUUGAACGACUGUCGUGGAAACGUCUGCUGGAGUUUGUGUCUGAUGAUGGACUGUGUGUGGAUAAGGAAGAAACAGCAUACCAGAUUGCCGUGCGCUGGGUUAAAGGUGACUUGCAGCACCGGUUGCAUUACUGGCCUGAGUUGUUGCAGCAAGUACGCUUGCCGUUUGUUCGACGUUUCUAUCUUCUGGCCCACGUGGAAAGUGAUCCAAUGGUCUACCUGUCGCCAGCCUGUUUACGGUUAGUCAGCGAGGCACGCAGCCUUCAGUCUUUUGAAUAUGACCGCCAUGAUCGACCCAGUCAUCGAAUGCGCCCACGUCCGUCCACCGGCCUGGCUGAAAUUCUGGUGGUGGUAGGAGGAUGUGAUCAAGACUGUGAUGAGCUUGUUACUGUGGAUUGUUACAACCCACAGACGGGACAGUGGAGAUACUUGGCAGAAUUCCCAGACCACCUUGGUGGUGGCUACAGCAUAGCUGCCCUGGGCAAUGACAUUUACGUGACAGGCGGCUCAGAUGGAUCACGUCUGUAUGAUUGCGUUUGGCGAUACAACUCCAGUGUGAAUGAGUGGACAGAGGUCUCCCCCAUGCUUAAAGCCAGAGAGUACCACAGCUCCUGCGUCCUGAAGGGUCAACUCUAUGUGGUAGCCUCUGACAGCACAGAGCGAUACGAUCAUACUCUAGAUUGCUGGGAGGACCUUCCGCCCAUGCCACAUCCCAUGGAUAACUGUUCCACUACAUCGUGUAGGGGACAACUCUACGCCAUUGGCUGUUUAACUGGAGAGGACACAAUUGCAAUUCAGUGCUACGAUGCUGAAAGCAACCGCUGGUCACUAGUGAACAAUGGAGAACUGCCUCCUUGGUCCUUUGCCCCCAAAUCAGUGACCUUAAAUGGGUUGAUCUACUUUGUAAGAGAUGAUUCGGCAGAAGUAGAUGUCUUCAACCCACAGAAAAACAAUUGGGAUAAGAUUAGUCCCAUGACACAAGUUCAUGUUGGAGGCAGUGUAGCAGCCCUGGGCGGUCGACUCUAUGUGUCCGGUGGCUAUGACAACACUUUUGAGCUAUCUGAUGUGGUGGAGGUCUAUGACCCCUCUAUUCGAGCUUGGACCCCAGCUGGCCGACUUCCCCAGCCCACCUUCUGGCAUGGAAGUGUCAGCAUAUUCCGACAAUUCAUGCCUCUUGUUCCAAGCACCUUUGAACCUUUAGACAUACCUGAGGCCAACGCCAUCCACCUCCACAGACACCACCGCAACCAGGCACUUCACAACCACAACAACAAUGUCAAUCAGAACCACAACCAAGAUGUCAAUGAAAUGCAUUGAGA